This is a messenger RNA of Peniophora sp. CBMAI 1063, 1824 nucleotides long. NCBI's taxonomy places the organism in Eukaryota, Fungi, Basidiomycota, Agaricomycetes, Russulales, Peniophoraceae. The record is from the annotation of a GenBank genome assembly.
AUGAUGCGACGGAGGUCAACGGAGGUUCAGGAUACCAUCCUGUAUGAUUUAUUCCACAAGGCAAACCCGAAACAAAUCCAGGAGACCGAACGUCGCCGGCUUGCUCGCGGGAAUAGUCUGACCGUAUUUCGAAAGCCAUGCCAAAUGGGGAUAGCAUUACCUACCGGAGCUCUCGUCUUGCUAUAUAUACCAACCUCAUGGCUGACAAGAACUCCCGCUAUUCUUGCCUUCCUAGCACUCAUCGUGAAUGGAUCUCGUGGCCUUCUAUCGCAGCGCUUGAGACGCAGGGUCUUGCGCGACGUACCAGGGCCGGCGAAAGGCUCGAUCGUCACUGGGAACCUUCAUCAGCUCUACGCUGUUGAUGGCCUGAUCUUCUUGGAGUCUUUAUCCAGCUACGGGAAUGUCGCAAAGAUUCAUGGUCUUCUUGGGGAUACUAUACUAGUCAUAUCCGACCCGCGGGCUCUUUCCCAUAUCCUCGCUCAAGACGCACAUAACUUUCCGGCUACAGAUGUAUCAGGGACCUUGGACAUGCAUCUAUACCUACUCGGGCCGGGACUGCUAUCAGUGAAUGGAUCUAUCCAUAGGCGCCAGCGCAAGCUUCUCAAUCCGGUGUUCUCGCACACUCAAAUGAGAAACCUCGCUCCGAUCAUCCACGAGAUAUCUCGCCGACUACGUGAUGUCAUCAUUACCAGAUUGGCGGGGGCGCCUGUCGGCCAGAUGGACUGCGCUGAGUGGUUGGGGCGUGCAGGGCUCGAGAUGAUUGCACAAGCUGGAUUUGGACAUACCUUCCACUCAUUAGAGCCAGAAGACGACGGCGGUAGGUUUGUCCACGCAAUCAAGGAUGUUGUGCCCUCGCUCGCGGAUCUUGGCCCCAUCAUUCCCUUAUUCAUGCUGAGCGGAGCUGCGCAGCUUCCUCCCCGACUUUUACGAGUCGCCGGGGAUGCAGUAUCUGCAAUAUAUCCACCUCUGCGACGAUUGAUGCGGACCGUGAACACUAUGCAUGCGGAGAUGUGCACAGUCUUCAAUACGCGUAUGGAGACACACGGCGACUCAUCUGAAUGUCGUGGUAAGCGAGAGAUUCUAGGUAUCCUACAUGAAGCCCGAGCAGCCGGCCAUAUACCAGACUACGAAGCAACCUCUCAAGCCGUCACAUUAGCGAUAGCCGGGACUGAAACGACGAGCACGUUGAUCUGCCGCAUCUUGCAUCUGCUUUCGCUCAAUCCGACCGUGCAAGAAAGCUUGCGAGAGGAGCUCUCGCGUACCUUCCCCCGACUGGCGGGCGGGGGUGAACCUGAUUUCGAUACGUUGAUGGCUUUACCGUUACUGGAAGCGGUUUGCAAGGAGACUCUGCGCCUAUUUGCUCCAGCGCCGUACCGCAACCGUCGGUGCACCAACGACUGUGUCAUACCUCUCUCAGACGGAACGAGCGUGCAGAUACCCGCGAACACCGAGAUCUUAGCCAAUCUUCACGGUUUGAACAUAGACGAGACCAUCUGGGGCCCCCAUGCGAAGGAGUGGCAACCCGAACGUUGGCUGCGCCUGAGCCCACCACACGACGCAAAGAUACCAGGAGUUUGGGGAAACAUAAUGUCUUUUGGUGGCGGUGCGAAGGCUUGUAUAGGGCUCAACUUCGCCCUUAUGGAAACGAAAACGGUGUUGGCGACGUUGUUAACUUCCUUUUCAUUCUCGUUGCCAGCACAACACGUCCUCGAGUGGCGCUUUGGUCCGACGCUGACUCCAGGCGUGAAAGGCGAUGAAGGGGUACAUCCAAGUUUGCCUUUAUGUAUCCUUCUUACAACCGAGGGAUUACCCAGCGAUCAUUGA